Messenger RNA from Anopheles gambiae (African malaria mosquito), 1685 nucleotides. RefSeq names its product beta-1,3-glucan-binding protein. Lineage: Eukaryota; Metazoa; Arthropoda; Insecta; Diptera; Culicidae. The transcript has 3 exons. The record is from RefSeq and is a predicted model, not a curated record. The coding region runs from base 151 to 1395 and encodes 414 amino acids. Gene Ontology annotation, molecular function: hydrolase activity, hydrolyzing O-glycosyl compounds. Gene Ontology annotation, biological process: carbohydrate metabolic process.
GUCAUCGGCAUGCGAGAUGCGGGCUAAGGAAACCGGCCUCAGGCGAUAGGAGGACGCCCGCACGCGAGGAAUAUAAAGACGAAUCACUUACCGGCGGGUGUUUCCAUUCGCGUUUGUUUUGCUGGGUGGGUAAGGUGCUACUGCUACAAGAUGAGGUCCUUUUUCGACCGCAGAACCAUCCCGCUGCUGGUGAUUAUAGUGGGACUGUCGGCGGCCCUGAUUGCCGUUUGCAUCGAUGCGUACGCCGGUGACGACGACGAGGUCGAGCGUCCCUCCGUGCCCGAUGGUGAGGCACCGCUCGCGUGUGAUCGUGCCUCGGUAACGACGGCCAGCGGUACGCUGGUGAAGCGCAGUGCCUUCUGUCCCGGCGAUCUUAUCUUUGAGGACAAUUUCGACCGGCUGGAUCUGGAGCGGUGGCAGCACGAGGUUACGCUUGCCGGUGGUGGUAACUGGGAGUUCCAGUACUACCUGAACAGUCGCCGGAAUUCCUUCGUCAAGGAUGGCAUCUUCUUCAUCCGGCCAACGCUGCUUGCCGACGAAACGGGAGAAGAGUUCCUUUCGAGUGGCAAUCUGAACGUUCACGGUGGCACACCGUACGAUUUCUGCACGAACCCCUCUAACUAUGGCUGCGAGCGCCAGGGCAGUCCAACGAACUACCUCAACCCGAUCAAGAGUGCCCGCGUGCGCACGGUGAACUCGUUCAACUUCCGGUACGGCAAGGUGGAAAUCCGUGCCAAAAUCCCGACCGGUGACUGGCUGUGGCCGGCGCUGUGGCUCAUGCCGAAGAUUAACCAGUACGGUACCUGGCCCAGCUCGGGUGAGAUCGAUCUGAUGGAAAGCCGCGGCAAUCUUGACUACAGCGUGAACGGUAAUCAGCUCGGCGUGGAGCACGUCGGCACGACGCUACACUUUGGCCCGCAGUGGGACCUGAACGGGUACGAAAUGGCAACGGCGGUGAAGAACUCCCCGAAGGGGCAAGGUUUCAACAAGGGCUUCCAUCGCUACCAGCUCGAGUGGACACCCGAGUUCAUGCGCUUCUCGGUGGACGAUGAGCAGGUGAUGCAGGUGGAGGGCAACUUCUGGGAGCUGGGUCGCUUCGACGAGCGUAGACCGGGCGUGCAGAACCCGUGGGUGACGGGCGGUAAGAUGGCACCGUUCGAUCAGGAGUUCUACAUCAUCAUGAACCUGGCGGUCGGCGGAACGAACGGAUUCUUCCCCGAUGUGCCGCCGGCAGUGAACGCCAACGGCAACAAGCCGUGGUCGAACAACUCGCCCACCGCACUGCGCGACUUCUGGCUGGGCCGCUCGGACUGGCUGCCCACGUGGAAGCUGCAGGAGAACGACAGUGCUGAAGCUUCGUUCCAGGUGGACUAUGUGCGCGUGUGGGCACUGUAGGUCGGCGAAUCGUAUCGGAUGUGUACUUCUUAAGGGGGCAACGGGUAAUGGUAGAAUGGUAGUUUUUCUAUUUUAUUUUUUUGAUUUCUUCUUCUUUUGUUUCGUCUUCUUGUGCUCGACACGAUUGGGGUUGCCCUGCACGCGGUUCACCUUCAGGGGGACGUACGUACUCUUGACCGGUUUGAACUUUUUCGUGCGCGGCUGAACUGGCUGUUGAUAUUUGUCGCGAGACACACUCACAUCACUCUUCGUAUCGGAAAAGGAAAUAAAAUCUUCCGUGUCCUGAGCAA